UGCGUCAACGUCACCAUCUUCUCGACGGCCGAAUGUCGCCGGUUAUAUCCCGGUUCCAUCACCGAGAACAUGCUCUGCGCCGGCAGUCUCCAAGGCGGUAGGGACUCGUGCCAGGGUUUGGAUGACCUCGUCUCGUGGGGCAUGGAGAAAUGUGGUCAACCCAAGAGACCCGGGGUCUACACCAAGGUCUGUAGAUACUUCCAGUGGAUCCAGAAGAUCAUGAAGGACAACCAAUGA
This is a messenger RNA of Cariama cristata (Red-legged seriema), 237 nucleotides long. RefSeq names its product kallikrein-14-like. The record is from RefSeq and is a predicted model, not a curated record. Gene Ontology annotation, biological process: proteolysis. The transcript is spliced from 2 exons. Lineage: Eukaryota; Metazoa; Chordata; Aves; Cariamiformes; Cariamidae. The annotation marks the transcript as partial. Gene Ontology annotation, molecular function: serine-type endopeptidase activity.